AGGAGUGAUCCCCUCUUAACCCACUAUAGCGGCAUCGGGCUAGGGUAUUCUAGGGGCCCACCCCGCCGAGGUCGCAAGAGUGCUGCUGCUGGUGUUGUUGGUGUUGGUGUUGGUGCUGGUGCUGUUGUUGUUGUUGUUGUUGCUGGUGUUGUUGUUGUUGUUGUUGGAACCUCAAAAGAACCCAGAAUCUUCCGCACCAGACAGCAUCAGUUUCUUUACGCAGAGGCGUCAUGUUGAUGCGUUGAUUCACUCCACUCAACAUGAACUGCCUGAAAUGUCAACCGAGUUUCUGAUCAACGAAACUCCGGCACUACACGGAAGGCCCAAUCUUUCCAUGCCCAGCGGCUUGAUGGGGUUCAAUGCAUUCAUCAGCUGCAGCCAUUCCCAGCAGAUUUGGGCUCAAAGGCGGGAAGGAUUCCCAGGCUGGCCUGCAUUCCUCGUGCUUCAGGAGGCGAUGACGUACGCGGAGCUUUUGGAGGAGGUGAAGGAGAAGAAGGUGGCCAAGCUCAUCGAGUACGAAGUUUGCACUCCCAAGAUCGCCAAAGACCUUCUUGAAAAGAUCUCCAAGUGUGAGGAGGCUGGUGAAGAUGCAUCUUCAGAUGCAGCCAAGGAGGUUUUGAAGCUGAAAGAUUCGCUGAAGGCAGCCUCGGACGCGGAGGGCGGCGACUGGACGGAGCCCAUCGACGAAGGCGCGGUGGAGAUUUUUGAGCAGUUGGAGAAGUGGGAAUGCAAAAUGAAGGAGAAUCAGGAGGUGAGAGUGCACGAGGUCGAAGGCAUGAUCGAGUACGUGGAGAAGAAGUGGACGGGUCUUUCAAAGCUGGGCAAGUUUACUGCAGCAGUUCUGGAAAAGGCCAAGCCCUUGGUGGAGGCAGUGAAGCAAAAGAACAAGGAACUGGAGCAGGACAAGGAACUGAGGGAUGCGGUGUUCAUGAUGGAUUUGGUCAAUGGUGUGGUGACCACCUAUGCGUUGAUCGGCUUCACCAUUCCGGAAUUCGUCAUCCAGGGCAGCGACGAGGUGGAGGUUCAAUUGGAAAAGCGCAUCCCACGUUGGGAAGCCGGGCGUGACAUCGACAAGGAGUCGGAGCUGGGGAAGAAGAUCCAGGCGCAGAUCGAGAAGCUGCAAGAGGCCAUGCCACAGAUUCAGUUGAUUUGCAAGGAGAAUCCCAAGUUUAGCUUCGAAGAUCAAAGAGAAUGCAAGGAGACCAUCAACAUGAAAGCCACCCUUUUCGCUGGUGCUGCGUGCGCCAUCAAGGGCAACACGGAGGAGUUGGCGAAGAUGAUUGCCAAGGCGGAGGAGGAGUUCAAGAAGGGCGAAGCCUCGUUCUUCGACACGGAGGCGAAGAAGAAGAUUUUGACAAAAGCACAGUACGACAGUGCCUUGGAGAAGCUCAAGGAGAAGGCUCAGGAGCUUGAGAAGAAGGCCAAAGAAGAAACCAAGACAGAAGAGACCAAACCUGCUGCAGAGCCUAAGCCCGAGGAGAAGAAGGGAGCAGCGGAAACAGCGCCAGAGGGUGUACCUGAGGGUCUGGUGCGCAAGCCUAGCUGUUGAGCUGCAGCGUUGCACUACGCAGUUUCACGCCGAUGUUGCAACAUGGCGCCCGGCGCAAUGUUGCACGAGCCAAAAUCAGCGUUUGGAGCGUCGGGUGUGCGAUGUGGGUAGCUGGCCAUGUC
Messenger RNA from Durusdinium trenchii, 1671 nucleotides. Lineage: Eukaryota; Dinophyceae; Suessiales; Symbiodiniaceae. The record is from the annotation of a GenBank genome assembly.